Messenger RNA from Ceratina calcarata, 2930 nucleotides. It is a transcript of the gene Zyx, whose product is annotated as lipoma-preferred partner zyxin. Bases 709 to 2352 code for a protein of 547 amino acids. Gene Ontology annotation, cellular component: stress fiber; focal adhesion. The transcript has 6 exons. The record is from RefSeq and is a predicted model, not a curated record. NCBI's taxonomy places the organism in Eukaryota, Metazoa, Arthropoda, Insecta, Hymenoptera, Apidae. Gene Ontology annotation, biological process: cell-cell adhesion.
CUCAGAAGAAGAGUCGAUGUUCGUAAGUAAUAACUCAUAAGUAAGACACGAAAACAAUUGAAAUAUUCUUGUAUGUACGUAUAUGCAGCAUACACGUAUGCAAGAUUGAAUACUAUACUAUACAUAACAGAGCACAAUAAUGGCGAGCAACACCAAUGUAAUUCACGCUAUAAUGCGUGUGUCUGUGUAUGCUUUAUCUUCACCCACAGCACACAUAUUUUUUGGACGAAUAAUGGAGGUGUAGGCGACGAUCGACAUUCUUCCGUGGUGAAAAUAACGUUUCUGUUUCGUGGUAUUUACUACUGAUCUACAGAGAUUCGAAACUCGUUCGCGUUCGUGGUAGAUAGUAAAUACCUGAAAGUGCUCCCGUAUGCGAUUGUUUCGCAGCAUAUUUUAACUUGAUGCCUAAACCUCUCUCCGUUUUUUAUCUACAGUAGUAGUUUUUUAAAUUAUUGGUCGAAUGCAAUGCCAUAGAGUGGGAAAGGGCCACGGUCGAGCCCGAAAACUCACCGUAAAGGAAUUUCACGUUAUGAGAUAAGGGAAUUUAUGAGUCAGCCAUUCAAUUCUGUGUCACGAUUUUACCACACGGUGACGAGGAUAUAGGCGGGACCUCGGUGUAGUCACAAGAUUUUCCGUGGAACGUGUGGAAAAGUGGACGGGACGGUUUUACCGAGAGUGUGAGAAAGAUUUUGACGACUUACCAGAGAAAUGUCGAACGGUAAUUUGGAACAACAAAUUGCAAACCUGCAGAUUAACCAUGGGGACGGUGUCAAGACUGUUAAACCUGGGAAGAAAGUGGGACCAGCUGUUCCUCCGAAACCAAAAAAGCAGCCACAGAUACCGCAAAGUUAUACUGUGAAGGCUGCCACUGUGCCAUCGUACAGCACUGUACUGCUUAAUAACUCCGCGCAAACGAACGAGAAAUCGUCGAAUUUUUACGCGAAUUCUCCGUCGUCGUACGUGCCAUUGAACAUAGAGAAAAACGAUUUCUCGUUGUUGACCUCGCCCUCGAACGAAAAUGGGAAAGACGUUCCUAACAAAAGCCAACGGAAUAACGAGAAUUUUUACGUGCACACGCAAUCCUCUGAUGAGAAGUACGAACCGAAAUACGGGUACGAAGAAAAGAACUACUACUCGAACGUGGGGAACAUGCCUGCCCCGCAAGUUCCGGUCGAUGAUCAUUUACGAUCGCCGAAGAGUGUCGUAUACAGCAACAUAGAUCUACCCAUGUCUAUGUCUGCGAAUAAACCGCCAAAAACUGAGAAAGACAUUAUCUACAGCAAUAUUCAAUGGAAUUCUAAACCGGAGAACACCUAUUGCAACAUUCCGUCUUCACAUAAUAAUGAUGAUUUACCGCCACCGCCGGAACCGUCGGAGUAUGUGCCUUGUGUUCCGGGUAGUUCGUUUCCGCCGCCACCGGAGGAAUUACCGCCUCCGCCGAGUCCCGUGUCGUCCAGUUACAGCGAGUUGAGACGUGCCACUUAUCAAACUGAUUUUCCAUCCGACAGUUAUCCAAACGACAUUUAUGGCCCAAGUUCGCAGUCCAGUUCCACCUAUGAAUCUAUAUAUGAGCCGAUCAAUCCUAGACCACCGUCACAGUUGUCCUGCAAUUACUCGAUGUACUCCGGUUACGGAUCGGCUACGUCCACGCAGCCUCAAGGAAAAGUAUCGCCCGUUAAAGAGGUGGAUGUUCUCACCGAUCUGUUGGUCCAAGGGAUGGAAGAUAAUUCCGAGGAAAGCGACAUAUACGGUAUCUGCGCGCAAUGCGGUCGCAAAGUCGAGGGUGAAGGCACUGGUUGCUCGGCCAUGGACAAAGUAUUCCACAUCGACUGUUUUUGCUGUUACGUUUGCAAGGUCAAUCUGCAGGGUAAACCGUUCUACUCGUUGGAGAGUAAACCGUACUGCGAGGAAGAUUACUUGAACACGUUGGAGAAAUGCUGCGUCUGCACCAGACCGAUACUCGACAGGAUAUUAAGAGCUACUGGAAAGCCGUAUCAUCCGUCCUGCUUCACGUGCGUGGUCUGUGGUCAAAGUUUGGACGGGAUACCGUUUACGGUGGACGCCACGAACCAGAUCCACUGUAUACAGUGUUUCCACAAGAAGUUUGCACCGCGUUGCUGCGUUUGCAAGUUACCGAUCAUGCCGGAGCCGGGACAAGACGAAACGGUGCGUGUCGUCGCGUUGGAUCGUAGCUUUCAUAUCCAGUGUUACAAAUGCGAAGACUGCGGCUUGGUUUUAUCUUCGGAUUCCGAAGGACGCGGUUGCUAUCCUUUGGACGAUCACGUUCUAUGCAAAAGCUGUAACGCGACGCGCGUGCAAGCACUGACAUCUCACAUGACGACAGAGUUGUAAACAAUAAAAAUUUUUAAUGUUUCUAGCCGUUUUUAAAGAUUUCUAUCGACUUUACAAUACAGAAAAUUUCUUUUGUAUCUUUCAAUAAUACAAUAAUAUACGUUCGUUUCGACGAUGAGCCUGUAAUACGUUCGAAGAAAAAUGACCGAAUUAAUGUUACUGCCUGCAAACUGCCAAGAGUCGAACUGAAAAAAUGAUUGUUAAACGGACCGGCAAAAUUAGAGUGACACAUAUAAGAAUGAAUGGCGCUAAUCGUCAUGUAUUCAAGGUGUUCCUAGCGUUAAAAAGAAGCGUCUACGUUACGUCAAUAACUGUAGAAAUGAAAACCGUUCAGUUGAUUGUGCUCUCCUACUGAUCUAAAUAUAUAAAAGUAAAAUGUUAUACUCCGAGAUGUAUCGAACCCGUUAUGUAUUUAGAUUUCCGCUUUACGACAAAUCAUGUGAUACGAUAGAGUUAAUAGCAUUAUACAGCGUAUUAGUGCAGAUACCUUAAAUUAUACAUAUAUAUUAUCUACUUAGCGAACGAAAAGACUAAAUAAAUCGAGUAUCGAAUAAACUACCUAAUGCAUUUAAAAGGAA